Anopheles aquasalis is the source of this 2436-nucleotide messenger RNA. RefSeq lists its product as uncharacterized. The record is from RefSeq and is a predicted model, not a curated record. Lineage: Eukaryota; Metazoa; Arthropoda; Insecta; Diptera; Culicidae.
CAUUCGCGUGCGCCACGGCCAGUGCCCAAUCGGUGGAAGGACGGCAAGGAAGCAGAGAAAACGAGUAGCGAACCAUUUCGCAAGAUUCGAGAAUUUCAUAAGUUCUGCGGCUGUUACCACGAAUGCAAAAACAUGAAACAACCGAGAGCCGGUCGUAUCGUCCCGUCGGGAUUGGAGAUCCUGCUGCUGGUAGUGGCAAUGAUGGUGUUGCUGCUCGCAGCCACCAUCCCAGCGACGCAUGCUCGCACAACGGUCCGUACGGCGCAGGACACAACCAGGAAGCCCUUCACCACCACCGCCAGCAGCUCCGACUCCCAACCAUCAAAACCAGGCGGCGGCUCGGUACAGCAUCCACCGGAUGAGACUAAAACGGAUGGUAACACCGGAACGAGCGUAGUUGUGCACUGGAAGCUGACCUGUGAACAGCUCUGCAGUGCGGGACUUGGUGGUCCCAGCUGCGGAGCUUCAUGGUUGCGUCCCACAACUACCGACCCCACUCCACUCCCGCUGGAUAACGCAACACUCGACGCAGUUUGUCCAUCGCUCUGUGUCAACGGUCUCGGUGUGUCCAAGUGCAAGUGCAACAACCACAAAUUGCGGGGCCACUCCAACCAGGAUCUCGUCUGUGCUGCAUUCUGUUCGGCGGCCAACCUGCAGCUCAAGGGUUGCAGUCGGUGCGACGGAUCGGACGCACCGUCGUCGACCACCGCGCCGGAUCCAGUGCGGAAUGCGAUGGAGAUCGUCCAGACUACGACACCGAACUGGGACGAACUGUGCUCGGUGUUUUGCAAAAUGGGAGACGGCGGGACACUGUGCAAUUGCGAUCUGCCACCGUUCUUCUGAAAUGGUCGCCGGCGGCCAUUCAACGUCGUAUGAUUUCCAUUUUAUCGUCGUCGUGUGCGCGUGAAGCUGCAAAUAGAAACACCGAACACAUCGAAAUGAAUUCCGUUAAUUUCUCUUCAUUUACGGUAUUGAAAGACGACGCCCAGGGGGGUUAUGGAAAAGGUGCAGCAAGAGGUGCACGGUUUGAUGGAGACAAAGCAGCAUUUCAUCACAACAUAUCACGAGUGGACAAAGACCGGACGAUAAACAGUCGGCCGGACUCUUGCAAUCCAUCUCUUAUCAUGAAAAUCACUCAGUUCCUUCCGUUGGUAUUCUUCAGAGCGAUCGAGCGAGGUUAGUAGUAGGUUAGUAGAAGAAGAAGAAGAAGAUGAAGAAGAAGGUUUAGCUGAACAACAUUCAGACCCAAAACAAAAUGACAAAUAUCACUCAAAGGGCUUCCAGAGGCAGGGGAUGUUAGAGAAAAAGAGCGAGUAGAUGCGGAUGCAGCGUAUUCGGUUGCUAGGUGACGACCAGAUUGAAGACGGUUCCGGUCAAAAGCCGGAGUUCAACUUCUACCCGGGUCCCAUUAGGCGACCAGUAGUCAUGUAGUAGUUUUGCACAAGUUCUCAGUUCUAGCGUAACGUCUUGGUCUAGUUUAGAAUUGUUGCGUUUCUCGAUUAUAAUCCCGUCAAGCGGCCUGGAGGAGCGGAACGAGGACCAGUCCCCAGCCACCUCUGGUGCCAUGCGACAAGAAAAUUAAACUAAGAAAACUCCUACCGCCGAGGCACAGCCGGGAUCACCCAAUUCCGGUUGACAGGGCGUAGGAUGUUGACUACCCUUCCGCGUGUCAAUUUGUUUAGGAUUAAUUCUCUUACGAAACCUACGUUUCUGUGCGGUGGAGGCGCAUCUUACACCCGAGACCGCAGCACAGCAGCAGCAGCAGCAGCAGCAGCAGAACUGAGUAAUGAAGUGCGAUUGUAUGUGUGAGUGCGUGUAUGUGUGCGUGGAUUAAUGAGCGAUGAGAUGUGCGUGCGUGCACGACGCAAAUGACUAGUUUCUUGACCGCUUCCAACGCAGAUAAGUUUCUCCUUGCCUCUAGAAAAAAAAGAACUCCAUUCCAAAUGCACCACAAUCCUUCCCUUUCCUUAUGCGGCGCCUGAGUUCAGGAGGUAAUGUCAGAUUAAAUACUUCAAACCACAUCAUACAAAUGAUUCAUGGUCAUGCAUAAUGAAACAACCGCACGACGAAAAGGGCCAAACAACUACGCGAGGCCUCCCAUCAUUCAUUCAAGGCAUCAUCUCCACAACACGUGGACAUUUCAUUAGAACGAGGACGUCAUUGUCAUGUGAAGAAGAAGCAGGAGAGAAGGUAUAAAAUUUCUUUCGAAAUUCGAAUUGCAAUUCCUAUAAAAGCAAAUUGCAAAACGCUGUGAAAGACAAUAAAUCCCAAAUAAAUACAAAUUUGGAACAAUGCCCUCAAGGAAGGUGAGGAGUGAAGGGUUAGGUGGUAGGAUUAAAGAAAAAAAACAAACAAAACACAUGCGCUAAACUAUUCUAACAAAAAGCUAAAGAACACAAUGUAACCAAAUACACAAGACCCAUUAACGCGACGGUA